Messenger RNA from Hypomesus transpacificus, 3997 nucleotides. RefSeq names its product collagen, type VI, alpha 2 (gene col6a2). The transcript has 31 exons. Bases 295 to 3024 code for a protein of 909 amino acids. NCBI's taxonomy places the organism in Eukaryota, Metazoa, Chordata, Actinopteri, Osmeriformes, Osmeridae. The record is from RefSeq and is a predicted model, not a curated record.
ACGCAGAUUUGGACGAAUGGACCCACGGCGCCUCCAAGUGGAAGAUUUGAAGAGCAUCUGUGAACCCGUACAGGAGGAGGGAUCACGGCGACUGAGUUUGGCUGAAGAGGGAGAGCGAGCGCCUCUUCUGCGGUUAGCAAGCGCGCAUCAGGGACUUUAUCAUCGUUUUCCCCUCUCCCCUUGAACACAUUUAAUUCCGUAUCUCACAAAGAGAUGAUAAACUGACCGACAAAAUCUUGCUGUCUGGAACGUUACUGUCUGGAAGGUUAGGUCUUCGAAAGUACGGUGGAGAGGAUGAUGCUGGGGUUAGAGGUCAUCACAUUGUGCUUCCUGUUUGGAGCUGUGGUACAAGCCCAGAUGCCCACAGACUGCACCAAGAAACAUGACUGUGUUUUGGAUGUAUAUUUUGUGAUUGACACGUCUGAGACCAUCGCUCUACAAGAGCAGCCUCCUGGAGCACUGGUCGAGAGCAUCAAGACGUUUGCAGAGCGCUUUGCAUCGCGUCUUGAAAAUGUGGAGUACAAAGGCUUGGUGCAGAUGCGCUGGUCCAUCGGCGGACUGCACUUCUCCCAAACACAGCAGGUGUUCAGUCCCAUCACGUCCAAGGAUACCUUCAUCCAGGCUGUCCGGGGAAUCAGGUACCUGGGUAAGGGCACCCACAUUGACUGUGCCCUCAAAAAAAUGACCGAAGAAAUGGUGAACAAUCCAUCCGACAGCGGCUCUCGGAAAUUCGCUGUGGUCAUCACCGAUGGUCAUGUGACGGGAAACCCCUGCCAGGGGAUCAAGGUGUCGGCAGAAAGGGCACGCGAAGCGGGCAUCAAGAUGUUUGUGGUGGCGGCAUCCAAGUACGUGGACGAGACGGGUCUGAAAGAGAUCGCCAACUCUCCAGCUGCCGUGUACAGGAGGGACUUCCUGGCCGUGGACCUGAGCCAGGGCAGGGCCAUCAUACAGGACGCUACCAUCGACCGCAUCAUCCAGACCAUGACACAUCUGGCAUAUCAGGAGUGUUAUGAGGUGAAGUGUCUCGAGACACCAGGACCUCCCGGCCCAAAAGGACACAGAGGGCAAAAAGGGGCCAAAGGAGACAAUGGAGACCCUGGCCCUAAGGGUGACAGUGGGCGACAGGGUGACCCCGGUAUUGAGGGACCCAUUGGUCAACCCGGUGUCAAAGGUGAGGCAGGUCUGAGAGGCGAAAAGGGAGAAAUUGGAUCUGAUGGGAAGAAGGGCGAAGGGGGCCUCGCCGGACGCAACGGGACAGAUGGACAGAAGGGAAAAAUUGGACGGAUUGGUUCUCCUGGUUGCAAAGGAGACCCAGGUGACAGGGGUCUUGAUGGUCACCCUGGAAACGUGGGCGAUCCAGGACUGCCUGGCACAGAGGGAGAGAAGGGAGAUUCAGGUCGCCCAGGAAGAUCAGGCCCACCUGGCUUAACAGGAGAGGGUGGACCGAAGGGAGAGGGAGGGAGUCCUGGCUCACCUGGCUUUCCAGGACAGAAAGGAUCUCCUGGAACUAAUGGAGGACCAGGAUCUAAAGGAGAACCAGGGAGAAGAGGAGACUUUGGACCAAAGGGAACUCAAGGACCAGAUGGAUCUAAAGGAGAACGAGGUGAGGGCGGGCCUGAGGGGAAGAGAGGUCUUGCAGGUGAAGUAGGAAACAAAGGAACCAAGGGGGACAACGGACUACCAGGGCCAAGAGGCCUACCCGGUUCCCCAGGAGAACCAGGAAGAAACGGUUCCCGCGGUGACCCAGGGGAUGCUGGACCUGGAGGUGAAGCUGGUGCCCCCGGACCUAAGGGUGACCAAGGAAGAGCUGGUUUCAGUUAUCCUGGACCCAGAGGACCAUCGGGUGACCGAGGAGGGAAGGGUGGCCCUGGCCCCAGAGGAGGCAGAGGAGAUUGUGGACCAAAGGGAGGACCAGGUAUCAAAGGAACUCCAGGAAAAGAAGGUGAUCCGGGAUCACAGGGAGAACCUGGCUCAAGAGGACCUAGAGGAGACGGAGGAACAGACGGAGAUUCCGGCCCUCAGGGAGACCCUGGCCUUACAGAGUGUGAUGUGAUGAACUACGUUAGAGAGACCUGCGGCUGCUGUGAUUGUGAGAAGCGAUGCGGUGCGUUGGACAUUGUGUUUGUAAUUGACAGUUCUGAGUCAGUCGGUCUGACCAACUUCACUCUGGAGAAGAAUUUUGUCAUCAAUACCAUGAACAGACUGGGCUCUAUGGCCAAAGACCCCAAUUCAGAAACAGGUACUAGAGUGGGUGUUGUACAGUACAGUCACAGUGGAACCUUCCAAGCCAUUCGUCUGAACGACUCCAAGAUCGACUCGCUGUCUGCCUUCAAGGAUGCGGUGAAGCGUCUGGAGUGGAUUGCUGGUGGGACUUGGACCCCGUCAGCUCUGAAGUACGCCUACGAUAACCUGAUCAAGGACAGUCGCCGAGCUAAAGCCAACGUCACUGUUGUGGUCAUCACCGAUGGACGCUUUGACCCACGAGACGACGACACACUGCUCACCUACCUGUGCAGUGAUCCCAGUGUGGAUGUGAAUGCUAUUGGUAUUGGGGACAUGUUUGAGAAGGAGGAAGAGAGCGAGAGUCUGAAGAGUAUCGCCUGCCAGAGAGAAGGCAGGGUGAUGGGAAUGAAACGCUUUGCUGAUCUGGUGGCCGAGGAGUUCAUUGACAGGAUAGAGCAUGUGCUCUGCCCAGAGCCUGUCAUCGUCUGCCCUGACCUUCCCUGUAAAACCGGAGGGGGUAUGUUGGAUGGUCUGGUCCCUCCCCCCUGGGAACCUUUGUCAGAGGAAGGCAGCCCCUUAUUGGUUCCCACCACUGUUGGGGGCGUGGCCAGUCUGCUGAGCGGUCUCAGUGAGAAGCAGUAUGGGGUUGGCGUGGCGACCAUGGCCUACACAGCCCAGAGGGCCAAGCUGUCCCAGGGACCUGACAGGCACCAGUGGACCCAGCUUUUCAUCGAUUCUUUCAAGCUAGUCUACGGUGACAUUAUGGGAGACCCUGAAAAAGCCCUAGGACUCUGCAAAUAGUUAAAACCAUGCUAGCCAGCGUUAGACUUAGUCUCUGCUUAAAUUUUAACUCUGUCAUGACAAUCUAAGCUCUUGGUGUUUUUGCGGAUAAUAAUGCACUUUAACUCACCCAUGGGCAUUAUAAUCUAUAGGGUCAUCGUUACGCUUCUGUUGGGCAAAAAUCAAGAGUACUAAGCUUUCAAAUUGGACCAAAUGUCAGAAAACAGGUGGACUUCUUCAGACUUCUUGGUUGUUAUCCAUUGCAAAUCGUCCCUUCUUAGUUGCAAUGUUUAUUUUUUCUCAUGAAACCAUCAUGGAAAUCAAACAAUUAAAUGACAGAUAUUUCUCCUUCCAUAACGAGCAAGGUUUUCCAUUCAUUGGAACAUGGUGAUGUCGUUAGUCCAUCACACACAGAGCUCAGUGAAGUGAGCUCAGGCUGUAUGCAGCCAUUCAUAGAUGCCUGUGUUCACACCCAUGUUUCCACCGUGAACCACACCACUAGCGUUGAAUCACUCUGGAAGGAUUGUUUUGCAGUUUUGCACAUCACCAUAGUUACUGCUAUCCCUGCUAUUACUUUGACAUCCUGUUUUCUCUGAAUGUCAUGGUGGCGCUGGCUGAAUGCAUUACAUGUUUAGGUUAUGAAUGGAUGGCUGUGAUGGAUGGUUGUGAUAGAUUGUAGGCUAGAAGUGUAUAUGUGAGUCAUCCAGCGUAGCUAAGUUACACUGCAUGGGGACUGCUUGAUGCGCGCUGGAAGAGAAUAAAAUAUGUAGCCGUAUUCCAAACAUCCAAAUAAAACAUUAUUAUUAUUCAUUUACUUGAUAAUAAUAAUUUGCUAUAGUUUUACUGCAUACAUGUAGCUUUGUUUGUAUAGGAGAAUGAGUAAAUGUUUGGCUGUGAAAAUCAUGAUCUGUGAGAGGUCUCAGAGAGGCAACCUUACUGUAUUACGCUAGCUAUGACUGCAACAUGCUAAUGUGACAUAUCUUUUAAAUUGUGU